Rhopalosiphum maidis (corn leaf aphid) is the source of this 2978-nucleotide messenger RNA. RefSeq names its product E3 ubiquitin-protein ligase RNF19A-like. The transcript is spliced from 13 exons. The record is from RefSeq and is a predicted model, not a curated record. Bases 617 to 2527 code for a protein of 636 amino acids. Gene Ontology annotation, cellular component: ubiquitin ligase complex; cytoplasm. Gene Ontology annotation, biological process: positive regulation of proteasomal ubiquitin-dependent protein catabolic process; ubiquitin-dependent protein catabolic process; protein polyubiquitination. Lineage: Eukaryota; Metazoa; Arthropoda; Insecta; Hemiptera; Aphididae. Gene Ontology annotation, molecular function: ubiquitin protein ligase activity; zinc ion binding; ubiquitin conjugating enzyme binding.
GAGUAGAUGAGUUGUUAGUUACAGUUGUUGUAAUCUUUGUAAAUACUAAUACUAAGUAAUGUAGAGAAAUUUACUCACACUAAAAUAACUAAGCAAACUAAGAAUAAAUAUGUAAUAAUAUUUUAAAUAUAUAUUAUUUUUAUUAUGAUAGGUAUUAUUUUUUUAUUAUCAACGUUUUAUCGGAGUGUUUAUUUAUUCGGUCCAAAUAUUAUUACGCCAAAUAGUGAAUUUUUAAAUAGUUGGUAAUCGAUUGAACCGAAAUUGCUCAUUGAAAUGUUCCAGUAUUUUAAACAUACCUGCUAUAUUAUCGUACAAAAUUAUGAUAUUGUUUAAAAUUAUUAAAUUAUCAGUUGUCUUAAAAUUAUAAAGAUCGUGUUGAUCUCGGGCAGCAUCUGUUAUUACGCCUCUGGCGAAGCACACAUAUUUCGAUACGCUAUAUGAAAUCUGUGUCAAUGAAUGCUGGUGAACACCAACUUUCACUAAUCCAACCACGUACCAUUGCCGUUUGUUCAUCUUGUUCAGUAUCAUUCCUGUCUGUGAUGUUAUAAUAUCCAAAUAUAAGAAAGAAAUACGUAGUGAUUUGUGAUAACUUAAAAUCAUUAAUUUUUUCUUUAUUAUGUUGUAUUGCAUAGACAGUAGAAAUAACAGUCGCGGCAUGAGAUCUAAAUCGUUACAAGAUUUGCCUGAAGCCAGUACAAGCUCAGCGGCGCCUACUCGUAAAAGACGUAUGCCGAGAUUUUCUUUACGCCGACUUUUGUAUUCAAAUACAUUUUUGGCAAGACAUCUGGGAAGUUCGCAAAGUGGUAAACGUCGAACUAUUAUUACCGGUGGUCCUAGUGUAGCAGAUGUAACAGAUUUUGAAAAAGCCCCUUUAGGGUUUGGGCAAAACUAUACAGAUCCUAAAAAGGUUACUCCAGUAUCCAACGUCAAAAUUGGUGCUCCAGUUGAUGGUGUAUUAGAAUGUCCAUUAUGUCUAGCCAAAUUUGAUGAAAAUUAUUUUGCUAAAUUGUCAACUUGUAAUCAUCGUUCCUGUUUUGACUGUUUUCAACAAUAUUUACGUAUAGAAAUAUGUGAAUCACGUGUAAACAUCACCUGUCCAGAGUGUUCUGAAGCUAUGCAUCCAAAUGACAUACAAAGUGUGCUCAAUAAUCUAGCUCUUUAUGAAAAAUAUGAAGACUUCAUGGUACGGAGAGUGUUAGCAGUUGAUCCUGAUACUAGAUAUUGCCCUUCGCCUGACUGCAGCUAUGCUGUCAUAGCUGCAGGUUGUGCCAGUUGCCCAAAGAUAAAAUGUGAACGUCCUGGUUGCGAUUCAUACUUUUGUUACCAUUGCAAAGCUGCAUGGCAUCCUAAUCAAACAUGUGAUUCCGCUAGAGCAAAACGAUCAUCAAAUAUGAGAACCUCAUCUUUAACAUUUAGUACAGAUUCACAGUCACGUAUGAAAUGUGAAGACAUUAAACCUUGUCCUCGUUGCCAGGUUUUAAUUGUAAAAAUGGACGAUGGCUCAUGUAAUCAUAUGACAUGUGCAGUUUGUGGAGCAGAAUUUUGUUGGCUAUGUAUGAAAGUAGUCAGUGAUUUACAUUAUCUUAGUCCUUCAGGUUGUACUUUUUGGGGUAAAAAACCCUGGUCUAGAAAGAAAAAGCUUCUAUGGCAAUUAGGUACAUUAGUAGGAGCUCCAGCUGGUAUUGGCUUAAUUGCAGGAAUUGCAAUACCUGCAAUAAUUAUUGGCGUACCUGUUUGGACUGGACGAAAAAUGUAUACUCGUUAUAGACUUUCAAGUCGAUUAAAACGGAAUUUUGCAAUUGCUGGUGGGGUAUUAGCUGCAUUAAUUGCUGCACCAGUUAUGGCCAGUUUAGCUGUUGGAAUUGGAGUUCCAAUAUUAUUAUUUUAUGUUUACGGUGUAGUUCCAGUAUCUCUGUGUCGCUCAGGUGGCUGCGGGGUUACUACAUCAUCAAAUGGAGUACAUUUUGAUUUUGAUGAAGAUCACAGCGCUCCUAAAACAGUUAAUAUAGAUUACUUCACAACCACUGAUGGUGAUACUGUAAGUCACGGUGCUGAAAUUGGUAAUCCUUCCAUUGGAGAACCGUCAUUCUGGAAUGAUUGGGAUGGUGAUACUGCAUUGGGAAGAGAUGCCGAUCGAGAAUCAGCAAGUACUGUCGCAUUAGCUGGCAGUUUGUUAGCUCAAAAAGUUGACAGCAGUGAGACGGCAUCAAUGCGUUCGGGCCAAAAAACUGUGACUGAUGUGAGUGAUGAGACACAAUCACAAUCGCAACAGCCUAUAAAUUUGUCUCUAAGUUCAUUAGAAGAGUUAACUGCCGGAUUGAUGCGACGGGUAUUAGGAAAUAGUGAUGAAACCGAUACUCCAGCAACAUCAAUUAGAUCACGUACCACUACUGAAGUGCGUUUUGGCAAUACAGUCAGCAUUAUUUCUCCCCCUGUGAUGGACUCCCAUCAAAAUUUUUUACCUUUUAGAGGGUUUGUAAGAAACUUGCUCUGUAGAACAUCAAGUGAAUUCCCAACCAGCUCAUAAUCAUAUAUUUGUAUUGUUUUUUUUUUUAUACCUAUGAAAUUAUACCAUUUACAGGGCUUUAUAUUUUGCUCUCACUUAAACUGGUCUUUCUAUUUUUAGUUUGAUAUUUUCAUUAAUGUUUUUUUUUGUGUUUACAACUAUAUUUGUAUAAUAUAUUAAUAUAUAUAUAUAAUUAUUAUAAUUUAUUUAUCAUAAAUAUAUAUAUUUAAUUUUUCCUUUAAAGCGACUGUGAUCACUGGGGUUUUAUUACUAUAUUUGUUUAUUUAUUUAUUUUUGUUUUUUUGUCACAAUUAGUAGAUUAUUAUUACAACAAAUGUUAACAAUAUAGAAUUUAUUAAUUGUAUGAAAAUAAAAAAUAAAAUAGAAUAAGUUACAUUUUUCGGUAACCUAAAUUAUUUGUUUAAGAUUAAUUAUUGCAUUAUAGCUAUUAAAAUAAUUCUAGAAACCAAAA